Molecule: messenger RNA, 909 nt
Organism: Gongylonema pulchrum
Lineage: Eukaryota; Metazoa; Nematoda; Chromadorea; Rhabditida; Gongylonematidae
Source: the annotation of a GenBank genome assembly
AUGGAGAAUGGCGGACCUUCUUCGCUUGAAACAGCCAACUCGCUGUCGGCGGCAGCAAUUGCAGCCGCACAAGUACGCACAUUAUUUGUCUCAGGUUUGCCGAUGGAUACGAAACCGCGCGAACUCUAUUUACUGUUCCGGGCUUGCCCGGGCUACGAAGGAUCGCAGCUGCGGGUUACGUCCAAGAAUGGCAAAACCGCUUCUCCAGUGGGAUUUGUGACAUUUUCAUCUAAAGCUGAAAUGGAGGAAGCGCGCGUGGCGUUGCAGGGUGUCCGGUUUGAUCCGGAAAGCAGCCAGACGAUUCGUCUAGAACCAGCGCACAGCAAUACGAAAGUUUCGAAACCGAAGCAGCAGAUUUCGCCGCCGGGAGUUCUUCAACCUCCUCCACCUGCAGCGGGUGCACUUGCACCAAACGUUCUGAAUUUUCAAGCCGCCGCUGCGGCCGCAGCAGCUGCAGCAGUAGCACCCCAGCAGUUCCUUGCCGCUGCGGGUGCUGCACCACCCCCGCCACCAAUAUCUACCUCACAUCACGAUCUGGUCAACAGUUUUGCCAGCGAUUCACAUGUCUCACAGUUAUUCAACGAUGCUCAUCAACUGCUUAUUCCAGCAAUGCCGCAAUUCGGUGCACCACAUCCGACACAUUUCUUGCUCUCGAACGCCACUGGCUUGCCGAUCCCGCCUGCUGCUGCGACGCCUGCAGCUGCUGCGGCAUUGUUGCAGCCGAAUGCUGCUUUCACCCAUCUGGCAGCUGCACAGUUGAAUGCCGUAGCAACCGCGAAUGCAGCAGCCGCUGCCGUUGCCGCAGCUUCUACACCAGCUUGCUCCACGUUAUUUGUCGCUAAUCUUGGAUCGGGUGUAAGGGAGGACGAUUUAAAAGCGGUACGUUUUUAUAUUUGGAGCCUAUGGUAA